Candidula unifasciata is the source of this 1560-nucleotide messenger RNA. Lineage: Eukaryota; Metazoa; Mollusca; Gastropoda; Stylommatophora; Geomitridae. The record is from the annotation of a GenBank genome assembly.
AUGGAGUUUGUUAGCAGAACAAGAACAAAAGGCAGGACAGGCGAUAUCAAGAAGGUGAUAGACGAUCGGUAUCCUCAUCGUCUUCAACUUUAUACACAUCCUCCUACAGAUACUAUUUCACUGCAAGAAUUUGAGGAGUUGGCCGUCGAGAGGUUAAAAGUGUUGAAAGCUGUUGAGACGGUCGGAAUCACCCACCAGAAAGGAACCAGCAAGUACACUGAGCUGCUGGAGAAAGAAAUCUCUGCAACAAAACUCAAGGACAGUAUUCUCAGAACUAAGACAGGACAGCCAGAGAAGGAAGUGGAAAACCGCCAGCGUGACCAUGUGUCUCAUUUUAUCCUCAGGCUGGCUUACUGCAGAUCGGAGGACCUCCGAAGAUGGUUUCUUGCCCAAGAGUUGGAUUUGUUUCGCUUCCGAUUUCAGAUGGAGGAUGCUGCAAGCAAAGCCCAGUUUUUGACAGCAAAUAACUUGAAAUAUAAACCGGUAUCCAAAGAUGAACGAAGUUAUGUAACUAAACAACUUGAUGGUCUUGACUAUAUCAGCAAUCAAGAUGACCUGGAGUUCUACAAAGUUCCUUUCACAGAAGCUCUGGAUCUGGUUAGGAACCGGAAAGUGUUUCUGCAGUCCGGUUAUGCUUACGUUCCACAGGAAGACCUGGUUUCUAUUUUGUUAUCUUUGUACAGAACUCAGUUGUCACAAGCGCUUUCUAUCACCUCUAGAGCUUUGCCAAGCAUGGAAGAAGAUGGUCGCCUCUUGCCGAUGCUCUGUGGCCUGAGCAAGCGAUAUCUAGGUCAGGAUUACGGCGUGCGACAACACAAUGUUGGAGUUGUCACUGCAGACAUGAUUGAAAUGCUGUCAAAGAAAUCUUUUCCGCUGUGUAUGCAAAAUAUCCAUGCUGCCCUAAAACAGAACCACCAUCUGCGACAUGGCUCUCGAUUGCAGUAUGGGCUCUUCCUGAAAGGAAUUGGACUUUCUCUGGACGAGGCCAUGAAAUUUUUUAGAACUGAAUUUACUAAAAGUAUGGAUGUGGAUACAUUCGACAAAAAGUAUUCCUAUGGAAUACGGUACAACUACGGCAAGGAAGGAAAGAAGACAGAUUACACUCCGUUUGGUUGUAUGAAGAUUAUCAUGAACAAUCCACCUGCGGCUGGUGAUUCUCAUGACACUUUGAUACAGAGAUUUUUGAAGCAGAGAAUUUCAACGUUUGGACUGCCAAAAGAAGGAGUGGAUGUGAUCAUGAAGUACACCAAGGGAGGCCACUGUCAAGUGGCGUGUGCAAAGUUCUUUGAGCUGACUCAUGGAAUCAGUGACAGCAGCAGUGAAGUGGAGAUGUUCAUUCAGCAUCCCAACCAGUACUUUGAGAACAGCCAGAAACUACUCAAUGGACCAGCCAAGCCUCCUUCUACUCCCAGAGGGGUGAAGAUUGUCAGUUCUCAGACUGGCACCCCAAAGUCAUCAGGGAGUGAGACUUCUAUCAAGUCGGAACCAGCAGACACAGCUGACCCAAUGAUGACUUUCUCAGAGGAAGAGCUGCAAGCACUUGAUGAUGAAAUGUUGUAA